AUGGGCCGAUACGGGCGAUACGCUGUUUAAAAAUCUGUAACUGUCUGUACUCAGAUCACUUUUCAGUUUUCACUAUGCGUUCCGUCUCAUAAUAGUCCUCUGUGGUGUGUAGUUCAUGUAAUCACGUUGGACGUGUAGUCUGUUCGAUAGCCACUUCGCUUAGCUUUAGGACAGCCUUUUGCCUUUCGUUCUUCCCCGGCGCAAGAUUCCACGCUCAAACGUUCUUUGAUAUAUCAUUAAGAAAUGGCAGAAAUUAAAAAAUUGAUGUUGGACAAAGUUUUAAUGAAGAUGAAAAGGUUCAACAUGAAUGAACUUAAACAGCUAUUCAAAAUCUUACAUUUGAACCUUGAAUGGAAAGAUAUUAUCAAUAAAGUAUCUGAAUGCCGGUUGCGUUUAAGUGUUGCAAAUGUUGUGACGGUAGUACAUCAGCAUUUAAAAGAUGGUGAUUCUGUUGAUGAAACAUACCAUCGAGUUUUGUUAGUGGACGCCAUCUUCCAUCAAAAUAGUCAGUGGUGGACAGUGACAAUUGAUAAAGUUAACAAACAAUUAUUAGACAAAGAAAUAAUUAGAAAUAAUAUUGAGGCUAUGUUAAACAAAUUGAAUAUUAAAACAAUUACAUAUGUUAUGAAGUGUAACAAAUUGUUUUGGAUCUUAAUAGAUAUUAAUGGAACAAAAAGAAAACAAACUACCGUGAAGUUAAACAAACCAUAUUUUUUCACCAUAGCACCGGGAAAAGUGUUCCAUGUUUUUUACAAACCACAAAAUAUUGAAAAUAGACUGUUGAAAAUUGUUAUAAAAUCAGUUGGUGCCAGUAAAUGUAAGGCCUACUCACUAUCUGGCAAACAUUUGCCGUCAAUGGUUAGUUUGUUGGAAGACAAGAAUACAGGUAAUGGAAAAAACAAGAAAGUGCCAACAUUGCUUAACAAUCACAAGGAAGAAGAUGUACAAGAAUAUGUUCAAAAACUAUUUGGGGAAAAACGUUCGGUACUUAACGAGUUCACAAUAAACGUGGAGAGUGAUAUGUCAGUUUUCAGCAAUAGCAAUCCAGUCGGUAAGAUGUGCAAAACCAAAGUGGUUCUGAAAGGUGAUAGUAUAAUAGAUGGUGUUAAAGACAUGAUGUUGUCAGGUGUAUUGCAACCACCAUAUCCAGAUUGGGUUACAAAUCUACCGGUAUUAGGUAAAAAUUGUGUAAAUAUUAAUGUACACCCUUAAAUUAAUGUAAUUAACAAAUAAUAUUUUAUAGUUUUAAAUGUAUUUAAUCUGUUUAUCCUGUAUAUCUGUAUAAUCUUUACUCUGUUAAUGUAUAAGUAGUUUUUUUUUUUAAAUUUAGUUUUUACAACAUCCUAAAUGGAUUACAUUGAAAGUUUAAUGAAUGUAUUUAUUUUUGAAGUCAUGCUAACAUUUUUUUUCACAUUUAUGUCUAGACAGUGUCACGCUUUUAUGUAUAUUAAUAAAAAACAAAUUUGUUCUGUGUAAAAUUCUGCAGACUGAAUAGAAUAGCAAUAAAAAAUAUUUAUAGUUUUUAAGUUAUUGUACAUACAUAAUGAAUACAUAAUAAUGGUAAUAAGUAAUAACUAAUAAUAUAAUAUUACUAUUGAAAUUUGUUAUGUUUUCUUUAAAUAAAAUUAAAAUGCUGAGCGUGAUUACACCUAACCUAACACGCCUAUCACCAACCAACUAAAUCUUUCUUCACUGACAAUCCUCUGACUUAAAGUUAGUCGAAAAUUCUGAAGUGUAUUAUCUGAUAUUCUGAUGUACAGACGUACAGUUGAUUCAUCUACCUUUUAUCUUUGAUUAAUUUUAGAGUUCCUUCUUGUCCACUUGUCUAAAUGCUCCAUUUCACAUUCCUAGAUGCUCCACCAAUAAUUGCAUGUCUAAUGAACCAAUCCAUACAUAAAUUGACAUGCUAUUAUAUCACUACUAUCUAUGUAUCUGCCAUUGAACCUAUGUUAUUUCUUUAAUUUAUUAUUUUUGUAAUUUAUGUCAACUUCAUAUUUGUAAAAAGGGCUCGUCUGUAAAUAUACAUAUAAUAAAAUAUGCUUUCACUUUAAUUUUUUAUCGAAUGUUUGAAAUUGUCUUUAUUCACUAUUAAUCAAGAAUAUGAUUGUGGUAGGGUUGUUUCCGGUUAUAUUACAUUAAUUAAAAAAUGUAUAAAACAAUUUGUGUACAGCUAUAAAAAUAAACUUGUUAGUAUUGAAA
This is a messenger RNA of Acyrthosiphon pisum (pea aphid), 2199 nucleotides long. RefSeq lists its product as uncharacterized. The record is from RefSeq and is a predicted model, not a curated record. The coding region runs from base 244 to 1212 and encodes 322 amino acids. NCBI's taxonomy places the organism in Eukaryota, Metazoa, Arthropoda, Insecta, Hemiptera, Aphididae. The transcript has 2 exons.